This is a messenger RNA of Malania oleifera, 2097 nucleotides long. RefSeq lists its product as uncharacterized. NCBI's taxonomy places the organism in Eukaryota, Viridiplantae, Streptophyta, Magnoliopsida, Santalales, Ximeniaceae. The transcript has 2 exons. Bases 412 to 1956 code for a protein of 514 amino acids. Gene Ontology annotation, molecular function: S-adenosylmethionine-dependent methyltransferase activity. The record is from RefSeq and is a predicted model, not a curated record.
AGUGGUAAUGACAACGGGCUUUAUCCGUUGAAAAGAAACAAUAUUAACCACUUUCCGCCUUUCGCUGCUCUUCACGGGUUCCCUAGAUUUCUCCGGCCAACGACGAAGUAAAUCUGCUGACAUGUAAGAGUAAACCUUCCAAAACCACCGCAUCACCACCACCUCCGCACCCAUUCGCCGCCGCCGCCGUUGUCGUCGAAAGAUUCGCCUGUGAAUUGUGCUGUUGUUCAGUCAUGCGUUCCCGGUUCGCCCCUCCCUGUUAUUCUUUUUUUCGAUUUUCCUGCCCCAACUCUCUCAGAACCCUAAUCGGCGCCAACCACACCUCCGCUCGCUUCUGCUCCCGCUAAUCGGUGAAGGUUUUUGGAGUUUUACAGCUUUGUUCUCUUUUUUGGGUUUUCUGAUCUGAAAUCCAUGGAGACUGCCGCGGGGAAGCCGAGCUUCCUGCGAAACAUUUUGGUGCGAGGGCUCUUGUUUUCGGUUCUUUUCUUUUGCGUUCGAUUCGCUUAUGUUGUUACGAUUCGCGGCGAGGCCUGUGAUCUCGGGGAUUUCUGUUUUUUCUCCCUGCCGGAUAAUUUCAGCUUUGUCGCCGGCGGCCAGCGGCUCGAUGCUUCGGCGGUGGUCGGGAACAACAUUCGAUCUGCUGCGGUAGUUGGAGCGGAGCGUAGCGAUCUAUGGACUAGUAAAGACUAUCGCAAGGCCGUACAGUUCUACUCAUCCGUGUUCCAGGAUCUGAUCUCCGAAGGCUUCCUCUCGCCGGAGUCGAAGUCGCUGUGCGUCGAAACCCCUACCGGACGAGACGUGUUUGCCUUGAAAGAGACCGGCGUGCCGGACGCGAUCGGAACCGCUAAGAAGGCAUCUAAGCCGUUGGUUGUUAAAGGGCAGCCGAAUGCACUGCCCUUCGAUGAUUAUACGUUUGACUUCGUGUUCUCCGGUUAUGGUGCGCUCGACAAAUCUGCUCGGCCGCUCGAUGUCGCGACGGAGAUUGCCAGGACUCUUAAACCCGAAGGGUUUGUGGUCGUCCACAGUGCUUCGAACGAUACCUAUAGUUUCAAUUCAUUUCUUGAUUUGUUUAAUUGUUGCAAAUAUGUUAGAUCGCGUGAUAUAGAAGGCUUCGAUUCGUCCAUGCCUUACAUUCGAGAAAUUGUUUUGAAGAAAGUGUUUGAUAUUCUUAACUACGGAGUUGCGAAACCCCAUGGCGAUUCUGCGGGUAAGUGCUCCGUUCCGGAUUAUAAACAUGAAUUAGUUCGAAACGCCGAGCCAUUGAUCACAGAGGAGCCAUUAAAGCCAUGGAUUACAUUGAAGAAAAACAUCAAGAACAUAAAGUAUCUCCCAUCGAUGGCGGAUAUAAGCUUUAAGCAAAGAUAUGUGUAUAUUGACGUCGGAGCUCGAAGUUACGGGUCAAGCAUAGCGAGUUGGUUCAGGAAGCAGUACCCAAAGCAGAAUAAGACUUUCGAAAUAUACGCCAUUGAAGCGGAUAAGACCUUCCACGAAGAGUACCGGUUGAAGAAAGGGGUUACGCUCUUGCCUUACGCGGCGUGGGUGAAGAACCAGACGUUGCUCUUCGAAAUUAAUGGAGACCCUGGUGAGGAAGUCCAGGAUAAGGGGAGGGGUAUGGGUCGGAUUCGACCUUUUCAAUCGGCGGCGAGCUCCCGCUCGGACGUCGAUAAAAUUCAAGGAUUCGAUUUUGCAAAUUGGGUGAAGAACACUUUCUCGGAGAGAGAUUAUGUUGUGAUGAAGAUGGAUGUCGAAGGAACCGAAUUCGAUCUGAUACCCAGGCUGAUCAAAACUGGAGCUAUUUGCUUGAUCGAUGAGAUUUUUCUUGAAUGCCAUUAUAAUCGGUGGCAGAGGUGCUGUCCCGGCGAGAGGUCUUCCAAAUAUAAGAAAACCUACGGCCAGUGCUUGGAGCUCUUCUCUUCUCUCCGACGAAGCGGCGUUCUUGUUCAUCAGUGGUGGUGAUCGACGGCGACAAUCACGUGCAUCUCUCAUAACGUUGUGGGAUGAAAAAACAUGUAAUUUUGCUGUGGGAGAAAUCUGCGAUGAUUCUCGUCUUGAUUCGAAGGGAAAGAAUGGAAUGGAUCAUAAACAAAUAUUAUUCUA